AUGGCCUCUCCUCCUUUGGAUUGCUCAAUAGAAGAAGUCGAGCGUCUUCAGAGCUCACUGAAGGAGGCUUUGCGUGAAAAGUAUGAGGCCGCACAAUAUGGAUUAAAGUUAUUGGAAGAAAAGGAGAGUCUACAGUCUAAACUGGAAGAAUCUGAAGAAAAACUCGUCCACCUAAUGCGUGAUGAGCUUCAGCGAAAAAUAAGCCAGGCAGGAUUCCAGGAGGAGGAUGACCUGCUUAGCCGGUCUGCCAAUCGUGAAGAACAGCUUUCGCACCGCAUUAAAGAUCUCGAGCACGAUUUAAAAUCUACCAAAAAUCAGAUGGCGGAAAAUGAUAAAUUACAUCAGAUUAUGAAGGAUCUUCAGGCAAAAUAUGACAGCGUUGAGAAGAUACGACAGGACUUAAAGCAGGAAAUGAAAGGGAUGAAAUCCAAGGAGGCUCAACUGCUAAGUGAAUUAGACGAACUCGAAUCAGAAAACUUGGAAUUGCAAAAGAACGUGCUAGCUUUGAAGACCAGUCAGAUUGAAUUUGAAAGUCUUAAACACGAACUGAAGCGAGGCCAGGAGGAAAAUGACUUAAUCCAUGUUCAGCUAGAGGAAGUCACUAGACUAAAGCGUAUUACAGAGAAGUCUCUAGAAGAGGCCCUAGAAUCCUUACAAAUCGAGCGUGAGCAGCGCCACAAUUUAAAAAAGGAACUUGACAGUCGCUUGGCGUACGAAUCUUUUUAUCACCUGAACUCCAUUCAAAAUGGCUUAGCUCAAGUGUCCCAGUCUCAACUACUCAAUCAGACCAAUUCAAGGAACAACCUCCUUUCGGAGUUGCAAACUAGCGAACUGACCCAGUUCAAGGCCGAGCUUGCAGAGCUCCAACGCAAGCUGGAGGAGGCUCAACGCUCCGCCGAGGUGGCGUCAAGUGAAGUGACGAGCAAACAGGAGCGUAUCACCCAACUGCAGACCGAGCUAGACAUCAUCAUGGGCGUCCAGCGUCGAGCGGACGCCGAAUUCGAGGCGAAAAACGAGGCCAACGGCGCUGACACCGCUGAUGAUGACCUCGGGUCGAGGCGGGCGCUGCGCCAAGCCGAAACGCGUUACUCGGUGGCUCUUCGGCAGAUCGCCAGCAUGCAGCACGACCUCUGGCGUUACCAGGAGCUGGAGAGGAUGAAUGCGGAUCCCGCACUCACCGACGACAAGGGCCUCAAAGCGGAGGUGCUGCGUUUGCGCGAGCAACUCGAGAAGAAGGCGAGUGACAUUAAAAAACUCGAGGACAGGAUCGAUAAUGGAGCCGUGGAGGCCCAGGAGAUCGGGCUCAAGUCGGCCAGUGUCUCCUCUUCCCUUCGCGUUGGCUUCUCGGAGCUGCUGAAACUCUAUAUGCUCAUUUGUGCUGAAAUCAAGGAAACGCCAUCCAAACAGGUAGCAUCCCAGGAUGUUGAGGAGUUGCAGGCGGAGAUACUCUCGUUGAAGUCCAAGUUGAGCACCAAAAGGGACCAGGUGAUUGCUCUGCGCGACGUCCUGAAGGCCAACAAGACCACCGCGGAGACGGCUCUGGCGAAUUUGAAGCAGAAGUACGAGAACGAGAAGAUGAUAGUCACUGACACCAUGCGUGGUCUGCGCUCGGAGUUGAAGGUGCUCAAGGAGGACGCCGUCACGUACGCCUCGAUUCGCGCCAUGUUCGCCCAGAAGCACGACGAAUUCGUCACGCAGAUGGACGAGCUUCAACAGAAGCUCAAUAGCGCAGAAGACGAGAAACGCACGCUGAACUCGUUGCUGCGUCUGGCAAUCCAGCAGAAACUCCACCUCACCCAACGCCUUGAGGAGUACGAGGUGGCGCAGAUCACUCCCGACUCGGCGUCGGCUCGCUACCCAGCCGCCCCGGUAAGAAUCUUUUCUUGUGCCACACACACACACACACACACGAGGCUUGCGAUUUCCGCUGAGUUGCGAUCGGUGGGUCAUAUAGCGCCCAUGAACUUAUUCCUACCCCAUCGACACUUUUUACAGACCUCCACAGCCUCCUAUUCCACCAAACCCAUCGACAGCGUCUAG
Messenger RNA from Mesocestoides corti, 2040 nucleotides. NCBI's taxonomy places the organism in Eukaryota, Metazoa, Platyhelminthes, Cestoda, Cyclophyllidea, Mesocestoididae. The record is from the annotation of a GenBank genome assembly.